CAUACAAGCAUACAAUUCCAAGAACAGUUCACAAAUACGAUUUUAACAUAAUUCAAAAAUGAAAUAAAAAGCAGAAAGUGUGCAACAGUGAUGUGGUGACAUAUCUUUCUAUGACUACCAGCCACUCUCUUCUUCCUCACCAUCACAAUACUUCAUCUUCCUAGAUAUGCUCCAACAAUGGCUGAUGAAGAAGAAUCCAACCACCACCAUAUAACAGACUCAUCCUCGCCGCCUCCUCUCGGGAUGAGACACCAAUCAGCGUUGGAGCACGGUGGUUGCGGCGAGAUCGUGGAGGUUGAGGGAGGCCACAUUGUGCGAUCAACAGGAAAAAAAGACAGACACAGCAAAGUCUGUACGGCUAAAGGACCACGUGACCGGCGCGUGAGGCUCUCAGCUCCAACAGCGAUUCAGUUCUACGAUGUUCAAGAUCGACUCGGUUUCGAUAGACCAAGCAAAGCCGUUGAUUGGCUCAUCAAGAAAGCUAAGUCCGCCAUUGAUGACCUCGCCGAGCUUCCUCCGUGGAACCCCGCCGACACAAUCCGUCAAGCUGCUGCAAACAAACCCAAAAGAUACAAAACUUUAGUUCCUCCGCCGGCGACGGAGAUUCACGGUGGUUCCGGAGAAGAAACAGAGCAUCACCCGUCAGUUUUUCUCCCGGCGUCGAUUUACCAUCAGCCACCGUCACGAGCCGAUACACAAAGCCAAGACCUUUGUCUCUCGCUUCACUCCUUCCAAAAGGCUCCUCCUUUCGCCGAUGAAACAGAGCAUGAAACAGAGCAUGCUCUGUUAUCCGGACAGAGCAAUCCGUUAGGGUUUGAUUCAUCGACGGCGAGCUGGGACCAGUCGCAACAGAACCAUCGGCUGGUGACGUGGAACAACGGCGGAGCAGCUGACUCCGCCGCAAGUGGAGGAGGAGGAGGGUUUGUGUUUGCUUCUCCGGCUACUACAACGACGUCGUUUCAGCCACAAAGUCAGUUUUUUUCUCAGAGGGGUCCCCUUCAGUCCAUUAACACACCAAUGCUUCGUGCUUGGUUUGAUCCUUACCAUCACCAUCAGUCCGUUACGACCAACGAUCAUCAUCAUCAUCAUCAUUACCAUCCUUACCAAUCAGCAAUACCAGGCAUUGCGUUUGCCUCUAGUGGUGACUUAUCCGGUUUACGUGUACCAGCCCGGUAUCAGAGUGAACAAGAUGAUCACGGCGACAAGCCAUCGUCUGAUUCAUCUGAUUCUCGCCAUUGAACUAGAUCCAAAAAAUAAGAUUGUGCAUUAGAAAUGGUUUCCACUCAUCAAACUGGUAAUAACGUUUCAUGGAGCUUGUGUAAUAAGGAAUGUGUUCUUGUUGUUGUGUGUUUAGGAUAUGGAAUGACUAUGUGUGUUAUCAAGAGUUGCAGAUUCUUGUUUCUUCCAUGUAACCAAGCGUUUUGUGAUUUAAAUCUAAUUUGUAUCAGUUAGACAAUUUUCUGCAAACUCUAUUGUGUUUUUCUAGUCAUGCAAGCUCACGUCUUGUGUUAUUGUAUCCUGAUUGUGUAGCAAUGUGUUCUUGUAUUAAAUAAAUGUGUAAUUCCC
Molecule: messenger RNA, 1566 nt
Organism: Raphanus sativus (radish)
Lineage: Eukaryota; Viridiplantae; Streptophyta; Magnoliopsida; Brassicales; Brassicaceae
Product: transcription factor TCP3
Exons: 1
Coding region: 178-1239 (353 amino acids)
Biological process (GO): regulation of secondary shoot formation
Cellular component (GO): nucleus
Molecular function (GO): DNA-binding transcription factor activity; sequence-specific DNA binding
Source: RefSeq, a predicted model, not a curated record